AAGGUGGAACUGAAUGUAUAUAUUCCGUGGACCGGCGACUCAGCUGUUACUUCGCGGUGGAGAAACACGUAGAACCAUGAGGGCGGUGGUGUUGGCGACGGCGCUGUCCCUUUCCUUCGGGCUGGUCAGCCCUCAGUGCAUUUCCAAGGACGACUCCCUCAUCCCGCCCCCGAGAACAUACCUCGGCCACAUCGCGCCCUUCAGUGUCGGUCUCUUGAAGGAGGUUCUUCCUGCGUCGGGGAACUUCUUCUUCUCGCCCUACAGCAUCUGGACGGCGCUUGUGUUGGCCUACUUCGGGUCCAACGGCAACACGAAGACCCAGUUGGAAAGGGUCCUUCAGCUGGGCAACCGGGAAGGCGCUCUGGCCUUGUACAAAAGCGUGGAUCAGUUGUACAGGUUGCAGGAAAACAACCCCAAUUACACUGUUAAUGCAGCUAACAGAAUAUACAUCCAGGAUGGGUUGCCGCUGAGAGAGUGUCUUCAGACGGUUUUCUCGAACGAAAUAAGAGCCGUAGAUUUCCGCCAGCAACCACAAGCCGCUGCGGGGGAGAUCAACAGGUUCGUCAGCGACACGACCAGAGGCAAAAUUUCGCAGAUAGUGUCAGCCGACAGCGUGUCAGGAGCCGUGAUGGCGCUCGUCAACGCAGUCUACUUCAAGGGCCUGUGGGACAGUCAGUUCAAGGUCGAGAACACGUCCCCGCAGAGGUUCUUUGUGGGGCCGAAUAGACAUGCAACGGUCCCUAUGAUGAGCCAAGAAGGCAACUUCAAUUAUGGUGAGUCACAGGAGCUGGACGCCCAGGUGCUGGAGAUGCCCUACCGGGGCGGCCACGCGUCCCUGUUCGUGCUCCUUCCUCGAGACCAGGGCACGGGCCGGGAGCUCGACCAGCUGGUGCAGCGCCUCAGCCCCUCGACGCUGACGGCGGCGCUGAGGGACACUCGCGACCAAAAGGUCCAGCUCAAGUUCCCCAAGUUCAAGUUUGAGAAGAAGAUCGAUAGCGCGCUCCAGCAGGCUCUGGCGCGCUUGGGUGUUGCCGAUUUAUUCUCCGACCGAGCUGACCUCACAAACUUCAAGUCGGACGGCGGCCUCCAAGCCACGGGCAUCAUCCACAAGGCAGUGGUGGAAGUGGACGAAGAAGGCGCAGAAGCAGCCGCGGCCACGGUGAUUUUUGUUUCGUUUUCGGCGUUAUCUGUUCCACCCCCGCCCGUCCGCUUCACCUGCGACCGCCCCUUCCUCUUCCUCAUCCGCGAUAAUGACAUCGACAAUAUCCUCUUCAUUGGGGCUUACAGAGAGCCCUAAAUUGCAGCCCUCUUCUCCUUCUCCAUCUUCCAUUUCUUCUCCUUUUUUCUUAAUCGUUUUUUUUUCUCCUUCUCGCCUUCUGCCUCUCCUUCUUCUCCAUCUUCAUUUUCCUCCACCUCCUGUGAUGAAUAAGAUUGCGUUGAAAUUUCUUGUGAGAUUCAGCUUCUUUUCACCAUUUUUCUUAAAGAUGCAAGUUUGAAAUUGAUAUAGAAUUGUAUAUUUUUGUUUUGUUUUAUUUUCUGAGAAUCCUAAAGUUAUAAUGAUGAUUAUGAUAAUAAUAAUGAUAGUAAUGAUUAUGACAAAACUAAAAAUGAUGAUAAUGAUAACAUUUAUAUCCGGUUACACACAACCGUUUGAUAAUAAUGCUUUCGUCUAUACAAAUAUAAAUGCCAUGUGAAUAUGAAGAGAAAUGUAGAAACAAAACCGGGAGAGGGAACUAUAUAUAUGUGUGCGUGGGAGUUGUGUGUGUGUGUAUUAGUGUUAGUGUGUGUGUAUGUGUGUGUGUGUGUGUGUGUGUGUGUGUGUAUUAGUGUUAGUGUGUGUGUGUGUGUGUGUGUGUGUGUGUGUGUGUGUGUGUGUGUGUGUGUGUGUG
This is a messenger RNA of Penaeus indicus, 1889 nucleotides long. Its product is annotated as leukocyte elastase inhibitor-like. Gene Ontology annotation, molecular function: serine-type endopeptidase inhibitor activity. The transcript has 6 exons. NCBI's taxonomy places the organism in Eukaryota, Metazoa, Arthropoda, Malacostraca, Decapoda, Penaeidae. The coding region runs from base 14 to 1297 and encodes 427 amino acids. The record is from RefSeq and is a predicted model, not a curated record.